Trichoplax adhaerens is the source of this 840-nucleotide messenger RNA. RefSeq lists its product as uncharacterized. Gene Ontology annotation, molecular function: G protein-coupled receptor activity. The transcript has a single exon. Gene Ontology annotation, biological process: G protein-coupled receptor signaling pathway. Gene Ontology annotation, cellular component: membrane. The record is from RefSeq and is a predicted model, not a curated record. Lineage: Eukaryota; Metazoa; Placozoa; Uniplacotomia; Trichoplacea; Trichoplacidae. The annotation marks the transcript as partial.
AUGGGUGUAUUCGCAAUUCUAUGUAAUCUUGUAGUAUUACUAUAUCGCUGGAACGUUAAAAUAGAACAGAAAAGCGUUCCAAGCUUUUUAAUCUUAAACUUAGCUUUCGCUGAUUUUAUGAUGGGAGUUUAUUUAAUAUCAAUUGGUAUAGCUGAUCGCUAUAUGCAAGGUAGAUAUGCUAAAGAAGAGAAAACAUGGCUACAUAGCCCAUAUUGCAAAAUUUGCGGAAUAAUAAGCUCAAUAUCAAGUGAAAUGUCGGUUUUUACCCUAUUAAAUAUGACUAUAGAUCGUUAUUUAUGGAUUGUUUAUCCAUUUUCUAUCAACAAACUGGGAAUAAGAAAAGCCAAAUUCAUUAUGUUUUGUGCUUGGCCUACGACAUUACUGAUCUUUUUAGCACCAGCAUUUUCACAAUUAAUGCCCUACUUCAGUGGAUUUUACUCCUCGUCUAGCGUAUGUCUACCCUUCAGCUUAUCGCCAGCUCGUAAUACCGCUUGGCUGUACACUUUAUGCUUAUUUAUAUUUUGCAAUACAGUUAUUUUUAUCAUUAUACUUACAUUAUAUUUAAAUAUGUUCAUCGUAAUUAAACGAACAAAUCAAGCUGUUCAAUCAACUGAUGCUCUCAAUCAACGCCGAAUUAUGAUUCAAAUGAUGCUGAUCGUAUUUACUGAUCUUGCCUGCUGGUUACCAGCUAUUGUUUUAGCAAUAUUAACAUUUUUCGGUGUCAAUAUUGGUGCUCGAACAUUUUCGUACUACGCCGUACUAGGCUUACCUAUUAAUUCAGCAAUUAAUCCGAUACUAUACACAGCGACGACAAAAAGUUUUAAAGAAAGAUUAAUGAGG